AACUCAAUGUUUGAUUCACUAUCACAACACAAACGAUCCAUUGUAAUAACAGCAACAAUUAUAACCGGCAUAACAGUGGUGUAUGUCAUCAAAAAGUGGUUGUCUGUCGUGUCCUACAAAUCUCGGGCAUCAACUGAAAACAAUGACAAACAAACGUUUAGUUGUGAUGCAAAUAAUGGCAAACAAGAUAUCAUUAGUGAGACAAAUGUUGAUCAUUACAGUACCAUAAAUGACAGUGUUGUAGAUGUGAUCGACAAUUAUAAUUAUAAUAAUAAUAAAUUUACUGAAUGUGACAAUAGUGGUGAUCAAAGUCAAGAAUGUAAUGAUAAUAUCAACAGUAAUGGUCAGCUUAGCGAUGAUGACAGUAGUAGUGAUACCACUGUUAGUACUGUAGUGAUUGAUGAUCACCAUAAGAAUCAAGAUUCUGAUAUAUUUAUUAAUGAUAAUAAUGUCAUAUUGGGAUCAAAUGAAUCAAUUCAUAAGAUUAGUGUCAAUGAGUGCAAAGUUCAGUCCAAAUACAUUCAACAAGAAAUGAAUGGAGAAGUUGUAGAAAAAAGUAAAGAAAACGACAAACAAAAGCAAGAAAAUCAAUUAAAUGACAAAAUGUUUGAUAAAUUAUAUAAGCAUUCACUCAAUGAUUAUAUAUACAGACCUACAACUGUGGAGAAGUUGGACUCACAAAUCAAUAAUAAUAAUAUUAAUAUUAAUGGAUAUGCUUUCAAUGGGUUUCAUAGUAGUAGUAGUAGUAGUAGUAGUAAAGGUAGUGAAGAACUACCUCUUAAUAAUAACACUGAAAGUAAUGAGAUAACAAAUGCAAACAAUUUGUUUGAUUGUGUGCCGCAUUUGGCAGCAAUUGUCUUAACCGAUGAUCAUAUUAAGGACUGGUGUGAAAUUGUGUGCAUAACUACCGGAUCGGAUACAAUAGAAACUGAAUAUCUGGAGCCGGAGUAUGUUGUGGUUGACUGCAGAGCACCAGUAUUGGCGCGGAGAGGACUUAUUAGAUAUCUGUACAAUAAGUUAACUGAAUUGGUUACCAAUCAGAUAUCAGAGGAUGAAUCAAUAUUUAGAUCUAUUACGGCGUCAAAUAGGUUUCAAUUGAAAAAUAAUUUCAAAUUUAGUCUUUAUUUGAAUGAACCGAUUGACAGUUGUCUCCAUAUGAGAGGCACCGCUGCUAAUGAUAGUGAAGUUAGCAAUGGACAGUCAGUUCGGUUAAAGUCAACUACCGAUAAGCUGAGUGUAUGGAGUCAAGUGGGAGUUCAGGGAUCAUUGCUCAGUCAUUUUGUUGAUGCUAUAUAUAUUACAAGUGUGAUCACUGGUGUGCCUUUAAAUGAGCGAUCAUUUCAUCAACAUUUUGUCCAAAACUAUACCCGAGAGCCAAAACUAAUGAAAUGCGAAAAACAAUUGUUCACAAAUAUGGUGAAGCAAUUGAUGGCCUUUCAAGUGAAAAAUGCAUUUCCCUUUCCAGUGGCCAUCAAUUGGAUUAAUACAGAGGAAGACUUAGAGUCUAUUGAUUGUCGUACCGGUAAAGCCAUUGACACGGGUGUCAAAAGUGGUCAUCUAUUGAACAUAAGUCGUCUAUCAAAGCAUUCACUUUAUCACUUAUUUUGCAACUUUUUAGCCAAUUAUGAGCACAGUCUGCGACCACAUCAGUCAAUGCCACAAACGUAUCGCAAGUGGAAGGAGACGGCACCUAAUUAUAGGAUACAAAAACAAUUACUUAAAGUAAGAUAUGCUGUCGCAGGCAGACAAUGGACUACAAUGCCAUCAGAUCUCGAUUUGUUUAACUAAUGAUCCAAACAAACAAUACUGUCUUUACUACUCUAUUAAUAUUAUUAUUAUUAUUCCUAUUAUUUUUCACUUAUAUAUUCCUAU
Oppia nitens is the source of this 1872-nucleotide messenger RNA. RefSeq lists its product as uncharacterized. Gene Ontology annotation, biological process: RNA processing; adenosine to inosine editing. Bases 7 to 1788 code for a protein of 593 amino acids. The transcript has 2 exons. Gene Ontology annotation, molecular function: double-stranded RNA adenosine deaminase activity; tRNA-specific adenosine deaminase activity; double-stranded RNA binding. The record is from RefSeq and is a predicted model, not a curated record. Gene Ontology annotation, cellular component: cytoplasm; nucleolus. Lineage: Eukaryota; Metazoa; Arthropoda; Arachnida; Sarcoptiformes; Oppiidae.